Molecule: messenger RNA, 3183 nt
Organism: Rotaria sp. Silwood2
Lineage: Eukaryota; Metazoa; Rotifera; Eurotatoria; Philodinida; Philodinidae
Source: the annotation of a GenBank genome assembly
AUGGUUCAACAUUGUGUUAAUGCAGCUAGUACAGAUUUCGUUUCUUAUAAUUCUAAAAAACAACGUGAUGCUGCUGAUGUUGUUGGCAGUAAAUCAUUCUCGAUAAAUAAUAAUAAUAAUAAUGCACUUCAUCAUCAUAUACGUACAUUAGGUUCAAUGCAAUCUGGUUCUGUUGAUUUUGUAUCAAAUGUUUUACCUGUAACAACACAUUCAUAUUCACCAAUAUCAACUGAACAAAUACCAUCUGAUACAACAUCAUAUUAUAAGACAAAUACAACAAUAUCGUCAUCAUCAUCAUCGGGUUAUGAAUCUGUUUUAUCAAAUACAUCAAAAUCACGUCGAUCAUUUUUUUCACGUUUAAAACGUUUAAUUAAUUUUCCGUCAACAAAAAAAUCUUCAGAUUAUCAAAUAUCAAAUUUAAAUAAUUCAAUUGAACAAAAUUUAAAUAAUUCAACAUCACCAAUUAUAUUUAAAAAUCCGAAUUCAUCAUCAACAACGAAUAAUAAUAAUAAUAAUAAUAAUGCAAUAAAUUCAAAUGAAAAUCGAAGAAAUUCUUUAACACGUUUAGAUAUUCGAAGAAAAUCAGCUCGACGUACAUUAUCUCCUGUAACUCAACAUGUUCCGUUUGUAUAUGGACUUAAAAAUUGUGGCAACACAUGUUUUAUAAAUGCUAUCGUUCAAUGCUUAUGUCAUACAGAACAGUUAGCUUUAUAUAUACUUCGAAAAGGUUAUGAACUUGAUAUACGUAAUAUAAAAAAUGCAAUACUUGAUUAUCAACAUUCAUCAACUUCUCAACCACAUGGUUUUAAAGUAACAAAAUCUUUUGUACAAAUAUUUCAAGCAUUAUGGAACAAUUCUUCAAAUACAACAUCUAAAUUAUCUUAUGAUUUUAAAACAACUAUUGGUAAUCUUAAUCGACAAUAUUCUGGUAAUGAUCAAAAUGAUGCUCAAGAAUUUUUAUUAUUUCUUAUUAAUACAAUUCAUGAUGAAUUAAAUUUAGUUGCUAAUGGAAGAGUACGACAACAAGCUAAAAAUUCAUUUUCAUCUACGACUAUUUCUUCUCAAUCGUCAUCAUCACUUGCAUCAGUUGAAUUAGCACGACGUGCAUGGUCAGAUUAUACCGAUGCAAAUCAAAGUAUCAUAACAUCAACAUUUAGUGCCCAACUUCAUUCAACAUUACGUUGUAAUCAAUGUAAACAAGAAAGUAAAACAUUUGAACCAUAUUUAUUAUUAUCAUUACCAAUACCACAAAAAAUUAUUAAACCAGUUUUUAUAACUGUUGUCUUUCUUAAUCAAUCACCAAAACAAUUACAAAUUGGUUUAUGUUUACCAGUUACAAAUACAGUUAAAGACGUUCGAGAAGCUAUUGCCCAACAAUCAAAUCUUGAUCCAAAUGAUCUUGCUCUUGUUGAAAUUCAACAACAUAAUGGUUUUUCUCAAGUAUUUCAUGAUACAGAACCAAUGUCUCGAUUAACACAUGAUUUAUAUGCUAUACAAUUUCCUUCAUCAAUAACAGAAAGUAAUGAACAUGUUGCAUCAGCUACAGAAUCUACAAAUCAAUCAUUAUCAAAUAAUUCAUAUGUUAAUAUACUUGUACUUAAUCGUGUACGUCUUAAUUCUGGUCUUGUUCAACGAUUUGGUGCACCAAUUGCUGUUCGUGUACCACGUGAAUCAAAUUAUCGUGCAUUACAAUUAUCAAUAAUAAAAGCUCAACGAUCAAUAAUACGUGAUGAAGCAAUGGAAUAUGCACAAGAAUUUGUUGUUUUUCAAUUGUCACUUAUUGAUCAAUAUCAAUCAACAAUUGGUGAAACAAUAAAAAAAGAAUAUCCAAUACCAUAUGAUGUACAAUGGCCACUUUAUCUUGAAAAAAUUGUUGAAAUACUUGAUGCAUAUGACGGUCCCGGUCUUGGACCAUCUCAUAUUCAAGUCUAUGCUAAUUGGCAUGAAAAAUAUCUCGGACAAUUUAUAUCAAAAUGGGGUUCGAAUGAUGAUAAACCUGAUAUUCAUCAAUCAGUUGCUCAAGCUCGUGCAGCAUUACAUCAACCAUCAUCAUCAUUAAUAUCAUUAGCUGAUUGUUUUUCAUUAUUUACACAAUCAGAAAGCUUAAAUCAUGAUGAUGCAUGGAUGUGUACACAUUGUCGUCGAAAAGAAAAUGGAACAGUUAAAAAUUUGAAAAUUUCAACAUUACCACCAGUUUUAAUUAUACAUUUAAAACGUUUUUGUCAAACAAAAAUGUCUAAUUCAAAAUUAGUUUAUCCUGUACAAUUUCCACUUGUUGGUCUUGAUGUUAGAAAAUUUUUGUCAACUAAAAAAAAUGAUGAACUAUUAAAUAAUGAUGAUAGUGGAGCUGAUGAUGAUCAACAAGAUUCAAUUGAUUAUCAACAACAAAAACAAUAUGGACUUUAUGAUCUAUUUGCUGUUUGUAAUCAUCGUGGGAGUAUGUCAAAUGGACAUUAUACUGCCUAUUGUAAAAAUCCCGUAACAGGAAAAUGGUUUUGUUAUGAUGAUCAUCUUGUGUCCGAAUUAGAUCAUUCUCGUGUAUGUACACCAGAUGCAUACAUAUUAUUUUAUCGUUGCCGUGAUACUCCUCCGUCUCCACCAUCAGAACCUAUUACUAAAUCACCAUCUUCUCAUUCACAGCAACAACAACAACAACAAAUAGAUUCAAUAGUAAACGAUUUUGAUGAACGAUUAAAUCUUUAUUAUUCAUCUCCUCCAACAUCAACAAUAGAGGAUGAUUUAAUGUGGCCAUCAACAAAUGACAAACAACAUCAUUAUACGCUCGAACCACCAUUACCAUUACCAAGAAAAUUUUUAACUCCAUUACCAUCAUCAUCAUCUCAAGAUGAAUUUUCUUUAGUACAACACUCAGUACCUUGUCCAAUGCCUCGAACACGUAAACCACAAUAUAAAAUCGAUACAAGUUUACUACCAUCUCAAAUAAUAUUACCACCAUCACCUCCAACGAGACGACAACCAAUGGUACCAGUUGGUAACUAUGUUUAUCCUAUAUCGUCAACACCAUCAGAUUAUAUAAUUGAACCAUUGAAUGAUUUUUAUUCACCAUUACAACGAUAUAAUAAUAUCGAAAGAUUAAAUCCAUGGAGUCAUUAUAAUAGUCAGAGAUAUUCUGAUAGUGAAAACGAACAUACAGUUGUUUAUUCGAGAAGAUUUUUACGAUAG